Molecule: messenger RNA, 384 nt
Organism: Haemonchus placei
Lineage: Eukaryota; Metazoa; Nematoda; Chromadorea; Rhabditida; Trichostrongylidae
Source: the annotation of a GenBank genome assembly
AUGCUAGUCGCCGUAUCGUGGGUGUCUUUUUGGUUAGACAAAGAUUCUGUCCCGGCUCGGGUCACGCUAGGAGUAACGACCUUACUUACUAUGACCACACAAGCAUCGGGUGUAAAUGCGAAUUUGCCUCCAGUCAGUUAUACAAAGGCAAUUGACAUAUGGAUUGGUGUUUGUCUAGCGUUUAUUUUUGGUGCUCUUUUGGAAUUUGCGUUAGUGAAUUGGGCAGCACGGCAGGAUCUCGUAGCACACAGUCGGGCCCGAUAUCGACAAUCGCCAUUGUUCUUUAGGAAUCCAGACUCACGACAAGAAAACUCCCAUCAUUUCUAUGCACCUAUACAACAAGAGGUUGGAAUUAUUCAUGACGAUGUAGACAAUCCUUUGUAA